This is a messenger RNA of Temnothorax curvispinosus, 4351 nucleotides long. RefSeq names its product sericin 1-like. Lineage: Eukaryota; Metazoa; Arthropoda; Insecta; Hymenoptera; Formicidae. The coding region runs from base 199 to 3966 and encodes 1255 amino acids. The record is from RefSeq and is a predicted model, not a curated record. The transcript has 4 exons.
AGUGUAACCUAACCUAACCUCGCGUCGUUUGUGGUCUGGUCAUCUGUGUUGUCGACGGUAGAAUUUGCGCGGUUUUUCGCAAUGAUCGAAGAUGUGAAGUAGUGGGUUCGAUCGAGAGGCUUUAGGACCUCGAGCAUUCUCAAGUGGCGUUGAGUUAGAGAUACAGUAUUCUUCCAUCGUGUAAGAUAAUCUAUAAACAUGGCCAAGAGAAAAUCAUACAUUCGGAAACGAAGCUCCAUCCGUAGAUCCACCGGUUCCGGACUUCUCGACCCGGACACAAACAUCAUGGACGAAGAACAAACAUUCUGGUACGAUCACUUGCAGGAGAAAACGUUUCCGCGGCAUUCCUUGAGUCACACUGUAAACGAAACACCCAGACAGCUGGACCUUAGUUCGCGGAUGGAGUCUAGCCAGGAUCGUUUGGAAUGGUGGAAAAAUUUGGAUCUCUCCGAUAGCGAUCACGCUGCUUCGACAAGCUCAAGACACAAUUAUAGCGCAGCGAUAGUUAAAACCAAUAUAUUGCAAACUUCAACGUCUGAGUCGGAAAAGGAGCUUGAGUUAAGAAAGCGAAAGGUUCAUUUGAGAGCAGCAAAUAACAGGAAGAGUACUAACAAUGCCUUUUCGAGUGCUUUGAAUGAUACCGAGGUAACCGUUCCAUUAAAAUUACGGAAGAAACAAGCAAAUUAUUCUGAGCUUCAUAGCGAUUCGGACAGAGGAGUCUCGCGAGAAAGGUUGCAGGAAGAUGAAGAGGACGAUAAUCUUAGCCUAAGUGAGAAAAUUUUGAAAUCAAAGCCACGUAUUUCUCGAAAAAGGAAAAAUGACAGUGCAAAGGAUCAGAAUCCCUUUCAGGAUAUACUGACGGAAGAUGGUGCUUUGAAUGGCAACACCAAGAGACAAUCGGUCGCGCUUGAAAAGGAAUCCUCGAAGCGUUUGAUGCACCGAAGUAUUGAUGUAAGUAAAGAACAUGCUGACGAUAAAAGGAAAUCAGUGAGAGCGUCUCAAGCAAUACCACUGAAGAGUGUCGAGACCGAUUCCUUGAAUUUAUUACCUCCAAAUGUCGAGAAUGCAGCGCUUCAGAGUAAUGAGAUCGUUCAAAGCAGCGAUGAAAGCAGUGAAAUUGUGCACAACAAACCUUUGAAUGUCCGCCUUCUACAGCGCGCGCGGAAGAGCGUAGGAAGGAAUGCCUUUGCAGAUGCUCUAGCCGAUGACGUAAAUGUCGAGAAUGCAGCGCUUCAGAGUAAUGCUAAUGAGAUCGUUCAAAGCAGCGAUGAAAGCUUUGAAAUUGUGCACAACACACCUUUGAAAUUCCGCCUUCUGCAGCGUGCGCGGAAGAGCGUAGGAAGGAAUGCCUUUGCAGAUGCUCUAGCAAACUCCUCUACAGCUAAUCCGAAUAAGGAGAACGAUAUUCACGAUAACGAACCUCCAUUAAUGCCACCACCAACACUCAGCCCGUCAAAAAGAUCUGUCAACAGAUCUAAGACUAAGAUCGACAUCACGCACGAAAAUUCACCAACUCGUAAAAGGUCAAGAUCAUCUCUGAUUGCGGAAAAGAAACAAUCAUUAGACGCGCGAGCCAAAGAUAAUAUUGAAGCAAAUUCGAGCAGCUCAUCCUUAGAUGAUGAUGAAUCCCGCAGGAAGAAGUCUGUAUUUUUGAAAUCAAAAUCAGGAAAUUUACGUAAGAGCUUAAAUAAGAACCCGUACGAAGAAAUAUUAGAGGAGGACAGUAAUAUCAGCGCAAGAAAAAGUAAUGUUUCAACUAAAGAUAAUCGCGUACCAGUGCAAGCCAACGAUAAUACUGGAGGAAAUUCGAGCAACUCAUCUUUAGAUAAUAAUGAAUCCCGCGGGAAGAGGUCUGUAUUUUUGAAGCCAAAAUCAAGAAUUUCAGCAAGUUUUCGUAAGAGCCUAUCGAAGAACCCGUUCGAAAAAAUACUUGAGGAGGACAAUAUCAGCCCAAGAAAAAGUAAUGCUUCAACUGAAGAUAAUCGCGCUUCUUUGGAACGAGAUGAAACCGCAACAAGGAUUAACCAGAUGCGUGGAUCUUUAUCAACAGAGAAACGCUCGCAAUCAGAAAGGAAUAGAACGAGCGUGGAAGGGUCCGAUAUAUCUCUUACGUCAUCAAACUCACAGAUGUCAUCAAACUCAGAGAACCCAUCAAACGUCGAGAGAGAUGUAUCUAAGAAAUCGAAUGUAUCUUUGGAAAAUAAGAGUAGAAUAUCAGAAAACAGCGAUCUCGCGAAUGCGUCAAAAUCAAUUUCUCGAAAGAGUAUAGUAGCUAAAACGCCAGAAAAAGAAGUUUCUUUCAGCCGCAAAUCCACCAGAGAGGAAACUUCGAAGAGACAUACAAAUGCGAUUGGUAGUACAAGUACUAAUAAUAUAGUAACACCUGAAAUUAGCGAUAAUUCACGCGAUGACACAGAUAUAGAACAAGAUUUAAGUACUUUCAAACGAGUGUCUAAAUCAGGCCCUGAUAAGGAAGGUCGUUUGACGCGUGACACUUUAAGAAAUCGGUCUGAAACACCAAAGUCUGCGAACAUAGGAGUACAUAAAGUUCUUGAUAACUCGCAAAAUGAUGCAAGUAGCAAACGUGCUUCAAGUGUGCCCAAACGAUUGUCCAAGUCAAGCCCCGGUAUAGAAACUCGUUUGCCGCGUUUAAGAAAUCGGUCUGAAACACCAAAGUUUGCAAAUACAGUACAUGAAGCUAUUGAUAAUUCACACAAUAAUACAAAUAGAGAACAUGAUUCAAGUUUGCCAAAACGACUGUCGAAAUCGAGUCCCGCUAAAGAAGAUCGUUUGACGCGUAACAAUUUCAGAAAUCGGUCUGAAACGCCAAAGUCUAUAAGCAAAAAUAUGGAAUUGCCUAGACGAUCUAUAAACUGGAUCGCCGAUAAUGAAGAAUAUAACGUUAAUGCAGAUUCAGAAAUAAAUAUAGGUGGUAUCUCGCAGAUAAUGAGUUCUACGAGUAUUUCUAAAGUUAACGCAAAUAUAGGAACACACAGAAGCACUAUUCAGUCAGUUGAAAUAGAAGCGGCCGAUGGUGAAAAUACAGAUCUUGGGAUCCAAAUAACUCAACGACAUUCCACUUCGACAGAAGCUGAAACAGGCAGCAAGGCAGUAAAUCGGCAGAGCGUGCAGAGUUCGAAUAGGACCAGCAUUAAAGAGAGUAGAGAAACUGCAGGUAGACAAACAAGUUUGAAUAAGUCCCAAAAUUAUCGCAAUACAUCGGUUAGAGCGUCAGGCAAAGAUGUUUCUUUCAAUGCUAGUAAGCUAAAUUCAUCAAAGAUACCAAGAAAGAUCGAUGAUUUUUUCAAAGUGAAACAAGCUUCGACAACGAUAGAUAAAUCGAAUGAGCGCGCGCAGAAGUCGCAAACCUUCGAUACUGAGAAAAUGGAGAAGAUUAAGACGGAGUUGGAGAGAAUAAAGAAGCGUGAGAUGGCCGCGAUGAAAAAAGUCACGACCGAUAAGAAAGAAUCUGCGUUAAAAACGAAAGAUGUGAAAUAUCUUACGUCUAAACAAGCUACGAAAAAGAAGCCGGUCGCCAAUGUUACGAAAGUAGUGAAUAAGGCAUUCCUGGUAGAUGGAAAGGUAUAUAGAGCACCGAGACUCCCUCGUCCGAAGCAUUGGGCUACAGAUCGUCUUUAUAAGUUUCUGUGGAAUCGCAUGGAGCCGAAGUACAAAUUGGCGACGAGAUUAAAGUCCGAGAAAUUCGUGCAAGAAUUAGCUAAGAUAGUCUCUUUAGUUGAGCGCCGUAAGAAUUAUGAAAAUUAUGAGAUCGAAAUGCAGGCUCUGAUGAAGCAAAUGGCUCGCUUGGGAAUUAUUAGUACUCGUAAUGAUUUUUAUCAUUUCUGUCAGGAUUUUAUGCCAUACGAGUUUCGCGUUAAAGUUGUACCUAUGUUAUUGCCCGGCAACAAAAAUAAUAUUCCUUAUGACCCAGAAAAGUUGUACAUUCCCUUACUCGAUAGCGAUUAACACUGUUAAGACAUAAAGACAUAAUUACAGCGCGACAGAAUAUAUUAAUUAUUUUUUGAAGCUAUGUUUAUAAUGCUUCUAAUUUAAUGUUGAGUGUACAUAUAACAUGUAAUUAAUCUCUAUAUGAAAGUGUAUAUUAUAUAAUGUUAACUAAUACACACAUAUAAUUGAUAAUAUAUUUUUGAUAGAUGCAAGAUUAAAAGAAAAAUGCGAAAGGUGUUGUUUAUUGCACUAUCUAUAAGCUCCAUGUAAAUUUUAGAAUACGAUUAUUUUUGUAUUUUUCAAUAAAAAGUAAAACAUUGCGCAUAGCGAUAAGUAUAGCAUUACAUAAAAACUUGUAACAAGAAACGUUUUCCAACCAUUAAAAUAUUUAUAUAUUAUUCAA